Messenger RNA from Planococcus citri (citrus mealybug), 522 nucleotides. RefSeq lists its product as uncharacterized. Lineage: Eukaryota; Metazoa; Arthropoda; Insecta; Hemiptera; Pseudococcidae. The record is from RefSeq and is a predicted model, not a curated record. The coding region runs from base 1 to 522 and encodes 173 amino acids. The transcript has a single exon.
AUGCCUGAAACUACUGCAAAAAAUUGUGGUGCAGGAGAUCAAAAUCGAUUCUAUAAUAUUCUCAUUCCAGAUUAUAAAGUCAACACUCCUGGUGGCAUUACAACAUGGGUAAAGCAGGUAGAAACCCAAUUUAAACUGGCGAAAGUUAUAUCUGAGGAAGAUAAAUUUGAUCAUCUGGUUGCGUCCCUACCACACAAAAUAACGAGUCAUGUAUUUGAUAUAAUAAAUAAUCCGCCUUCUGUAAGUCCUUAUACUACAUUGAAAGAUAAAAUCAUAAAAGAAUUUGAGCCAAGCGAUGCUGAAUGUGUUAAAAAGUUAUUGAAAGGUAUCUCUGGAGGUGAUUGUAAACCAUCUGAAUAUUUUAGAGAAAUGAAAUCGUUAGCUAAAGAUAAAGUAACCGAUGAUGUUCUCCGAGAAAUGUUUCUAGAUCAAUUACUGAAAUCCGCAGUCGAUAUUUUGACAGUUUUGUCAACAACUUCUUUAGAUGAAUUAGCUAAAGCAGCUGAUGAAUUAUAUGAAUGA